AUGGUAUCAGAGCACAGUAGAUCCUUGGUUAAUCCAUCCAUGGAUCUCUACUCUUUUCCUCCGUUAAACAUUACAAACUGUGUUACUCUCAAACUAACACAGAAGAACUAUAUCUCUUGGAAAGCUCAGUUUGAGCCCUUUCUUUCUGGGCAAAACUUACUCGGUUUCAUCAACGGUGCUCAUCCUGCUCCGCUUGAGGUGAUUCUGGUGUCUCUUCCAUCGAGCAAGGCUACCACUGUUCCAAACCCAGAUUACGGUGAAUGGUUCAGGGCUGAUCAGAUUGUGCGUGCUUGGCUUCUCGGUUUGUUGUUUGAAGAUAUUCUCGCUGAAGUCACAUGCACCAAAACAGCUCAGGAUCUGUGGUUAGCACUCACAAAUAACUUUAAUAAGGUAUCAUCCUCUCGCCUCUUCGAGUUACAAAGUAGACUCCAAUCUGCAGAAAAGUUAGUACGAUCUAUGAGUGACUAUCUCAGAGAUAUUAAGAAUGUGUGUGAACAACUAUCCUCCAUUGGUAGUCCUGUCCCGGAAAAGAUGAAAAUUUUUGCUGCUUUAAGAGGGUUAGGUAGAGAAUAUGAACCUGUGAAAAUAUCGGUUGAAGGAAUGAUUGAUCUUCAUCCACCUCCCACCUUCGAUGAUGUGGCUUCUCGGUUGACCUCGUAUGCGGAUAGGCUAUCCAACUACAGCACCUCUGUUGAUCUCUCUCCUCACUUGGCCUUUUUCACCAACUACUCUGGUCGAGGAAGAGGAAAUGUUCGCUCUGGUGGCUCACGAGGACGUGGAGGUUUCACUACCAAAGGCAGAGGCUUUCAUCAGCAAAUCACUCAAGGAUCAGUCUCUGGCAGCUCCUCGAACACAGACACCAGAGUCAUCUGUCAAAUAUGUGGAAAACCUGGGCAUCCUGCUCUGUCUUGUUGGCAUCGGUACAACAACAGUUACCGACAAGAAGAGCUUCUGCUUGCCUUAACUGCUAUGAGAAUCAUUGAUGUCACCGAUCACUCCGGCAAUGAAUGGGUCCCUGAUUCCGGUUCCACUGCUCACAUCACCAACUCCCAUCACAACCUACAACAAUCAAGUCCAUACAUCGGGUCAGAUACUGUCAUGGUCGGAAAUGGAGAAUUUCUACCCAUCAAUCACACUGGAUCUACCAGUCUGCCAGCAAGCUCAGGAAGCUUACUCUCAAGGAUGUCUUGGUCUGUCCUAACAUUGCAAAAUCACUGUUAUCGGUUUCGAAACUUACCAAAGAUAAUCCAUGUUCUGUUAACUUUGAUGAUGAUCAUGUUGAAAUCCUUGAUAAGGCAACAAAGAGGCUUCUGGCUCUGGAAAACAGCAGUAACGAGGGUCUCUACAUUCUGA
Camelina sativa (false flax) is the source of this 1353-nucleotide messenger RNA. The record is from RefSeq and is a predicted model, not a curated record. NCBI's taxonomy places the organism in Eukaryota, Viridiplantae, Streptophyta, Magnoliopsida, Brassicales, Brassicaceae.